Molecule: messenger RNA, 772 nt
Organism: Oncorhynchus nerka (sockeye salmon)
Lineage: Eukaryota; Metazoa; Chordata; Actinopteri; Salmoniformes; Salmonidae
Exons: 2
Source: RefSeq, a predicted model, not a curated record
CGCCCAAACCCCCAAAACCCAACCUUCCGCGCCCAAACCCCCCAAAAACCCAACCAUCAGCGCCCAAACCCCCAAAAACCCAACCUUCCGGGUGCCAAACCCCCAAAAAGCCCAAGCCAUCAGCGCCCAAACCCUAAACCCAACCUUCCCAAACCCCAAACCCAAUUCACUAGCGCCCAAACCCCAAAACUCAGCCGUCAGCGCCCAAACUCCCAAAACUCCAACCUUCAGCGCCCAAGAGCCCCAAAAACCCAACCUUCAGCGCCUAAACCCCAAAAACCCAACCUUCAGCGCCCAAACCCCCAAGAACCCAACCUUCAGCGCCCAAACCCCCAAAACCCAUCCUCUCACGCCCAAACCCCAGAAACCCAACCUGCUCAGCGUUUUCCAGUGUGGAGACCUGAGGUCAACCUACCCCCGCUCCCCUACCUUGGGCUUCCAGAGGGGAGACCUGAGGUCAACCUACCCCCGCCCCCCUACCUCGGGCUUCCAGAGGGGAGACCUGAGGUCAACCUACCCACGCCCCCCCUACCUCGGGCUUCCAGAGGGGAGACCUGAGGUCCAACCUACCCACGCCCCCUACCUCGGGUUUCCAGUAUGGAGACCCAAAGGUCAACCUACCCCCACCUCCCUACCUCGGGCUUCCAGUAUGGAGACCCAAGGUCAACCUACCCCCGCCCCCCUACCUCGGGCUUCCAGAGGGGAGACCAAGGUCAACCUACCCCCGCCCCCUACCUCGGGCUUCCAGUGGGGAGAUCUUCCCAGGCAGUAG